AGCGAGGACGGCGGGAGUGUGGGAGAGGAGAUCGGGGGAGGCCGGCGGCGGGUGUUUGCGGGCUAACGACAGGCGGAGCGGAGGGAUUGUUUUAUUCGGGAACUUAAUAAUAAUAAAAAUACUCCUGCAAGAGAAGAGGAUCGUUUAACGGAGAAGGAGAAGGAGAGGAUUGUUGCCGAGGAGGGGGAGAAGCAAGCGUCGCUCCGAUGCUGCCCGACCUGCUGAUUAUCCCCAGCAUUUACUAUUUACCUUCUUGAAUAGUUAACAACCAAACGAAGUAUACUUUGUGUUGUCGACCGUUCCUCCUGAUCUGAUUCCCAAGAACAUAUACACUUGCAACUCGAGAGCUGAGCAGGUUGUAACAACUGCAGGAAUGACUGUCCACAGAGUUGCGGUUCCUGUUUUUGGAACAUACAUACUACUGAUUCUGCAGAUUCAAGGUCAAAAUCCCGACAACAAUCUAAUGGGAACAGGCAUGAAGCCAAAUGGUGUUACAGUCGCACCUGAAGAUGCAGAGCCAAGACUUCAUUGUUAUUGUUCUGGUCACUGUGCAACUGAGGGAGGCAACAAUACCUGCAAAACGAAUGGUAAUUGUUUUGCCAUUAUUGAAGAAGAUGAAAAUGGGGAAACUACCCUUGGUUCUGGCUGCAUGAGACUAGAAGGAGCAGAUUUCCAGUGCAAGGAUGCAACAAAAGUGAGAAAACGGAGGACAAUUGAAUGCUGCAAGACGGACUUUUGUAACAAGGAUUUACAUCCAACUCUUACUCCAAUUACUACCCCAGAUGGACUAUUUGAUGGUGACGUCCACCGGUUAGGCCUGUUAAUCUCUCUGAUUGUCUGUAUCUUUGUGCUGAUCAUCAUCACAACUGUUUUCUACUUCAGGUACAAAGGACAGGCAGAUAGACGGCGUUACAACCGAGAUCUUGAACAGGAUGUAGCCUUUAUUCCUCCAGGCGAGUCACUGAAGGACCUAAUUGACCAGUCGCAGAGCUCGGGUAGUGGCUCUGGUCUCCCUCUGUUGGUGCAACGUACGAUUGCAAAGCAGAUUCAGAUGGUCCGCCUAGUGGGAAAAGGCCGCUAUGGUGAGGUGUGGAUGGGGAGAUGGCGCGGUGAAAAGGUGGCAGUGAAGGUGUUCCCUUCUGCAGAGGAAGCCAGCUGGUUCCGUGAGACUGAGAUCUACCAGACAGUGCUAAUGCGACAUGAAAGUAUUUUAGGAUUUAUUGCUGCGGACAUUGAAGGCAAAGGUUCUUCGACCUGGCUGUACCUGAUUACAGAUUACCAUGAGAAUGGCUCGCUGUAUGACUACCUGAAGUGCACAGUGCUCGAUACCAAAGCCCUACUGAAGUUGGCUUACUCUGCCGCUAGCGGUCUCUGUCACCUCCACACGGAAAUCUACGGCACACAAGGCAAGCCUGCCAUUGCACACCGUGACUUAAAGAGCAAAAACAUCCUGGUGAAAAAGAAUGGGACCUGCAGUAUUGCUGACCUCGGCCUAACCGUAAAGUUCAACAGUGACACAAAUGAGGUUGACAUCCCACUGAAUACCCGAGUGGGAACCAAACGAUACAUGGCACCCGAGGUGCUGGAUGAGAGCCUCAACAAGAACCAGUUCCAGGCUUAUCUGAUGGCAGAUAUAUACAGCUUUGGCCUCGUGAUUUGGGAAAUGUCACGUCGCUGUCUAACAGGAGGUAUUGUAGAGGAUUACCAGCUGCCAUAUUACGACAUGGUGCCAAACGACCCCUCUUACGAAGAUGUGAGGGAAGUGGUGUGUGUUAAAUGCCUCCGUCCAACAGUUUCUAACAGGUGGAACAGUGAUGAGUGUUUAAGAGCAGUCCUGAAGUUGAUGUCCGAAUGUUGGGCCCCUAAUCCAGCUUCUCGAUUGACAGCACUAAGAGUGAAGAAGACACUUGCCAAAAUGGUGGAAUCUCAAGACAUCAAGAUCUGAUCAAGCCACUCCAUAGCUGACAUUAUUGCUCCAGAGGGGCAGGGACAUGUGGUGUGUGAUCAGAGAGCUGGGCAUUUGUUUGCCCCCAAACCCUUCUUCGCACCGUACUAGAUAGGCUGCUAACGAGGAUCUAUUGAAUUCAGGAGUGUUUCAUGCAUGUCGCAAGUGUGAGAAGAAAGGACUUCCUUGCCAUCCUUCAGAUCGGACAGCAAAAUGUUGUAAAGAUAUCAGACUCCAAAUCGAUGCUGUUGAAGCAUCUUAAACUUCCUUGGAUUUCUACGCAUCGCUGACUAUUUUUGUGCUCUGUAACGCAGAGUGGAAUGUUGAUCGCUGGCCCUUUGUGAACUCCCUAACUGUGGUGUCGCACAGCCAGGAGAUGGUGCUUUCUGUGAAAGCCUCUAUCCGAAUAACUUUGCAAAACUGUUGCUGAGAUUUUAAAUAGUUGCUUUUCCUCUACCUGUAAAUGGGGUCUGCCUGGUUCUCUCAGGGCCCUAAGGCCAUAAUAGAUAUUCCCCCGUUUCUAGUCCAAAGACUUGUUGAAUUAGGUUGUCGUUUGCAAGAACUUUGAGAAUGCUCACUUCACAGAGCAAGCUUCUGCAGGUGCCAGGCACGAAAUGCAAUGGUGAGCUUUUCUCCCUUUAUCCAGCUUGCGGUGUCUGCAGCUCGCUCCACUGCCCAGAGUACACAUGAUCGGCUACAGACUCAGUGUUUAUUGAUUCCACAAAACACAUGUUUUUUCUUUUUAACUCUAGCUCCUUUUUUCCAUAAACAUUCACUUAUCUUCUCCUGCAUAACAUAGUAAGAGCCUUGAAUUGGUUAUUUCUGUUAGCUGUCCAAAUUCUUGCAAAACUUGGAUCAACCUUGUAAUGGAUAGAAAGGUAUGUUUUAUGUUGGAAAUAGAUAGCCAUUCUCUCAGUUUUGUUCAUUGUAUUCUCCCAGAAUAUUAGAUAAUGAUUGUGUACCCUUGGUUAAAACAUCAUAUCUUAGUUUGUUCUCAUUAUUUGUACCUGAAAGCAUAGAUUGACAGAGGAUCACCAUUUUAGACUACAGAGUACUUGUCUCUUGCAAAGUCAGGCAUCACUACGAUUCUGCUACUACUCUAUCACUGGUAGAAUAAGGGUGAAUUGCGGUUGUGAUAAUCUACUCAAAUUGGUAGCUCUUCUCUUAUAACAAUUCUUAUUCUUACAUAGGUGUAGCAGGCACAAGUGAAAUUCUGCAUCUUUUCAAUGACAUUCAGCAGAGGCAAUAGGUACUGCCACCAUUUUCUAAAGUUGUGCCAGUCUAAGUUCAGUUUCAAAAAGUGAUCGCAGCAAGUGGCAUUGCAUGUAUUUAUUUUUAUGAGGAUAAAUUAUCACUGCUAAGAACUCAGAACAAUCUUACUAUGUCCCAUAAUCUGCAAACGUACUCACUUCCCCAUUUUAAAGGCUUGGUUUUACAUUGACCUCAUUCCACUGUUGGAAGGAGAGUUCCCAGAGAAAACACUCAAAGCAGUGAAGUGUUGGUUUAUUUAAAAUAAUGUAUUGUCAAUUCAUUUGAGUAAUUCCAAAGCAUAUUUGUGUAUUGAUAAAUUUAGUAAUUGUAUUAAUAGUGGCUGUCUAUUGUACCAGAUUCUUGGAUGCCUCCGUCUUGUAAAUGUAUGUAACAUAAUGUUUAUAUUUUGUGUAGUACGGCUGAUGAUAGCUUGCAAGCUUUUCAUGUAAAUCUGAUAGCCAAAGUAGGGCUUGAAGCUUUUUUUUUCUCUGGCAAGAGGGAUGUUGAAGAUACAGUGCGAUCCAUUCAUAUAAACAGGAUUGAUUUUGUUACACACUAUGCAGAGUUAUACAUCUGCAUUCCUUGGUUCUCAUGUUUGCCUUGAAUUUGAAAGAUAUGGUAUCAUGUUGAAUGUUUCUUAGACAAUUGUGAUCUCCUGCCCAUCUAUAAUAAUGUUAUAUGCUCAGCCCCCAGCUUCUGAUGCCUUGCAUCAGAGGUGAUUCAUUCGUGCCCAAGAGCAGGAAAGGCCCAUGUUGUUAUCAGCACUUUUUUUUUUGCAUUUGAGACUUGCCAAUGCAUUCCUUUUUGGGAACAUGAAUUGAAAUAUUUUUUAUCAUUUUUAAUGCUGCAGGAAUUCACAUCGACUGCUGAGACGUUUUAAACUUUCGAGAAGAAUGAAUGAUUGGAAUUUUUUUUUAAAGUGAAUAACACUGCCUGGCCCAGUCAACACUGUGCUAUCCGAAUCAUCUGUUAUUUUACAACAGAUAAUAAUGCUUUUCAUUAAUUCCAUUUCUUGAAACAUUAUCUCAUUGAGGUGCAUCCAGUCCAUCAAAUACUGGAGAUAAUUAGCCAACAGUAUUUUUUUUGUAAUGGAAAUUUAACAAGGCCAAGAAAACCUGGAAGAUAGGGUGGGAUCUGAAACUUCUGUCUAUUCCUGUUAGAUACUCCUGUCUUUCAAACAAAGUCAUGUGAAUCAGGUUGUUUUAAAGAAAGUGUUUUUAAUGAUUGUGCCUUUUUAUGUUGUUAAAUCAGCCUGCCUUUAUUUUUAUUUAAAGAAAAGGAAGGGAGACUUGCCAGUCCAGCAUGUCAUCCAAAAAAUGUCUUAUUGUAGCAUAGACAAAAUGACGAAUCAGAAUAUUUUGAAAUCAUUUAGUCAGCAUAUUUGUACAUAGCAAAUGGACAGACAAGUAAGGAUUAAAGCAAUGAUAGUACUCUAAACAAAAUGGUCACAUUAAACUAAGCGUAAAGAUUUAUAAACCUAUUUUGUACAGCAUCUGGUAAAAGGUGCCUUAUUAUGUUUCCCACAGAUUACUUUGCAAGAGGUACAUCAUGUACACAGAUUAUGUCCUGUAUCUGAAUAUUAAGUAAAUAACAUUAUUUUAGUACAGAG
Messenger RNA from Leucoraja erinaceus (little skate), 4805 nucleotides. It is a transcript of the gene bmpr1aa, whose product is annotated as bone morphogenetic protein receptor, type IAa. Gene Ontology annotation, biological process: protein phosphorylation; dorsal/ventral pattern formation; BMP signaling pathway. NCBI's taxonomy places the organism in Eukaryota, Metazoa, Chordata, Chondrichthyes, Rajiformes, Rajidae. Gene Ontology annotation, molecular function: ATP binding; SMAD binding; transforming growth factor beta receptor activity, type I. Bases 374 to 1945 code for a protein of 523 amino acids. The transcript has 13 exons. The record is from RefSeq and is a predicted model, not a curated record. Gene Ontology annotation, cellular component: plasma membrane; signaling receptor complex.